Molecule: messenger RNA, 1093 nt
Organism: Photinus pyralis (common eastern firefly)
Lineage: Eukaryota; Metazoa; Arthropoda; Insecta; Coleoptera; Lampyridae
Exons: 1
Coding region: 151-747 (198 amino acids)
Source: RefSeq, a predicted model, not a curated record
CCUGGGUAUUAGUACGGAUUUUUUAUGAAUAAAGUAAUUCCUUUUGAUACAAAGAGAAUUAUGUAUUCCCGAUCUUGUUUUUGCCACCCCUACUACUAUAAUAAUAUCAUUCCCAUCUUACACAGGCUUUUUUAUGUUUAGGUUCGAGAAAUGGUACCGGGUGCAGAACGCAAGUUGCGAGAGCAUCAGCGUCUGUCGACGGAGUACUUAGUGAAGCACGCGGGAACGUCACAUCGUCAGCAGUACGACCCCAUUUGCACGGACCGUCCCAAAUAUGAGUGCGAAUGUGGUCCUCUACUGAACAAGACACCCCCAGACGUUUGCACCAUGAAUAAGUCCAUGGAAUUCAUUAGUUCCGACAUAAGUACCACGCCCGGUAUCACCGAACCGAAUUAUACCGGUGUAUCAAAUACGUUGGCAGCUCAAACCGUUCCUAUACAAAUAAAGAACCAUUGCACUACGACGUUGCACACGACCCCAUUCUCUUACUCGAAUUUCUCCUGUAACAAGUACGGGACAAUGCCGCACAGCGGCGUAACGGUUCAUCAGGGUUUCUUAGGCGUCGCCGAAAUCGGAAGUUCUAGUUCGAAUAGCUCGAGUAGUUACUGUUCGAAAAGUAAAACGUUGCAGCACCAGCGGCCGAAAAAGAAGUGUGUGAAAAUCGAGACUUUUCAAACGCCCGACGCCGGCUUUGUGGACUUCACGAAAAGGUCUAGCACUUUCGGUUACUCGGGAAGCGCGGUAUGACGAAAGAUGGACUUCAUUUAGUCGCCAGAUAUUCUAAAAUUUAUAAAUUAGGGAACAUUAAAAAGUGACUUUUUUUGGACGGUGUACAUUUUCCUUUCGCAUAUAACUGAAUUCGCCAACGACCUCCGGUAUGAUGACAUCUAAACGACAAUUUUAUAGAUUUUAAAUGAUCAGUUUACCUCAAUACCGACAAAUCAACAUAAUCAUAUCGUAAAUGUUAUUAUAUUAUUUAUUUCAAGAAUAUGACGUCGUAAUCGCUGUGAUAUAUAUAUUUAUUAUUGUCAGUAAACCCAAUAAUAUGAAGAUUUGUGAUAUGUUAAUAAUUUGUUGUGUUAAAAAUUGAAUA